AUGUAUGUAUAUAAAGAAAUACCAUUUAUAUACUGGACUCUGUUGGUUUUCCAUCAAUUUGUUGACGAAAUAAAUAUAUUUCAGCUGGUUCUGGGUGGGCCAUUUCUCCCUCAUAUUGAACACAUUAUUCGCGACAGAGCAGCAUCCCUGGAUUCACCAGUAGUGUCAGCAUCUGAUGCUGGGAAUAGAUGUUCUAUAAGAACUGUUGGCAUGCUUGAUGGCAGACCUUGCCAAUCAUGUGAUAUAGCAAUAGAAGUUGAGAAAGACUUGGAGCUGUCCUGUGAAUUACUUGGUGUAAAACUGCGCAUGCUUGGAAGUCACCAACUACAGAAUGCAGCAACUGCUACUUGUGUAGCACUAUGUCUUCGUAAUUUUGGAUGGAGAAUUUCUGAUGAAUCUAUUAGGGCUGGCUUAGAGCAUACAUGCCUCCUUGGAAGGAGUCAAUUCCUAACAAAUGAAGAAGCUAAGAUGCUAGGACUUGCUGGAGCAACGAUAUUGCUUGAUGGAGCCCAUACCAAAGAAUCUGCUAAAGCACUGAUGAACACUAUAAGGAUGGCAUAUCCAGAGGCUCGAUUAGGUUUUGUUGUUGCUAUGGCAAGUGACAAAGACCACGUAGGUUUUGCCAAAGAGAUUCUCUCAGGGGAGCAUGUAGUGACUGUUGUAUUGGCUGAAGCUGCUAUUGCCGGAGGUGUAACUCGGAUGAUGUCGGCUGCGUCUUUGAAAGAUUCUUGGAUUCAAGCUUCUGAAGAACUUGGCAUUGAAAUUGUUCACGAAGGAAUAGCAGGAUACGGAGAAUUGGUAAAGGAUGAAAUAAUCCCUCAUGUCAGGGAUUUGCAUGAUCAUAGAACUGUAUUGGCUACUGAGGGUUGUUUAAUGAGUUGUUUGAGAACCACAGGCAGGAUUUUAAAGAGGAACAAGGGGGUUGAGAGGGGUAUUAUUGUCAUUACAGGCUCUCUGCACAUUAUUUCCUCAGUUUUAGCUUGUCUCGGAGGUGAAAGCUAAUUUGCAGCGAAGCUGUUUGGUAUACUGGAUUUCGUUUCAGUUAGCAAUCAUUUCAUUUCGUAGACUUAA
Prosopis cineraria is the source of this 1071-nucleotide messenger RNA. Its product is annotated as dihydrofolate synthetase-like. The transcript has 5 exons. Gene Ontology annotation, cellular component: mitochondrion; cytosol; cytoplasm. Bases 1 to 1002 code for a protein of 333 amino acids. The record is from RefSeq and is a predicted model, not a curated record. Lineage: Eukaryota; Viridiplantae; Streptophyta; Magnoliopsida; Fabales; Fabaceae. Gene Ontology annotation, molecular function: ATP binding; tetrahydrofolylpolyglutamate synthase activity. Gene Ontology annotation, biological process: tetrahydrofolylpolyglutamate biosynthetic process.